AUGCUUCAAAUGGGUUCCAUUUUUCAUAAUGCAAAGACGACUACCACGAAACCAAACAAGCCGAUAGAACUCUUCGUAAAUGGUGUGAAGUCGGACAUCACUGCUAAUGCAUUGCGGAAACACUUUGCAAAGUUUGGAGAAGUUCUAGCUGUGAAUAUGUCCAUAAACCCGUCAACCAACAACCAUUGUGGAAAUGGAUACAUUAAAUUACGUCCAAAAGGACAGGUGAAGUGUAUUCUGGACAGUGAGCAUGUGAUCCGUGGCAUUCAGAUUAAUGUAGAAGAAUGCGACGCAAGUGAUGAAUCUAGUGAUGCGAAGGCGACUACCGCAAAGCCAAAGAAGCCGAUAAAACUCUUCGUAAAUGGUGUGAAGUUGGAAAUCACUGAAAAUGCGUUGCGGAAGCACUUUGCAAAAUUUGGAGAGGUUCUGGAUGUGAAUAUGUCCAUAAAUCCGUCAACCAACAACCAUUGUGGAAAUGGAUACAUUAAGCUGCGUCCAAAAGGGCAGGUGAAGUCUAUUCUGGACAGUGAGCACGUGAUCUGUGGCGUCCAGAUUAAUGUAGAGGAGUGCGACUCAGGUGAUGAAUCUGGGUAA
Dibothriocephalus latus is the source of this 594-nucleotide messenger RNA. NCBI's taxonomy places the organism in Eukaryota, Metazoa, Platyhelminthes, Cestoda, Diphyllobothriidea, Diphyllobothriidae. The record is from the annotation of a GenBank genome assembly.